This is a messenger RNA of Acanthochromis polyacanthus (spiny chromis), 894 nucleotides long. RefSeq names its product retinol dehydrogenase 12-like. The record is from RefSeq and is a predicted model, not a curated record. NCBI's taxonomy places the organism in Eukaryota, Metazoa, Chordata, Actinopteri, Pomacentridae. The coding region runs from base 1 to 894 and encodes 297 amino acids. The transcript has 5 exons.
AUGCUGCUGCUGCUGCUGUGUGGAGUUCUGGCAAUUGGAGGGAUUUUCCUUCUGCGUCUGACUGUUUUCAAGCAGUCCAGUCUCAAACUGGCUGAAGGUAAAACUGUGUUGUGUCUUCCAGGAGGAAGCAGCGGCAUCGGUAAGGCCACGGCCAUGAACCUGGCCAGGAGGGGGGCCAAGGUGAUCCUGGCCUGCCAGGAAAGACUGAGAGCUGAAGCCGCCGUCCAGGAAAUCAUCCAGAAAACUGGGAACCAGCAGGUGACCUUCAUGCACCUGGAUCUGGCCAGUCUGCAGUCCGUUCGUUCCUUUGCUGAGAACUUCCUGAAGUCUGAGUCCAGGUUGGAUCUGCUCAUCAACAACGCUGGUGAGUUUAUUCAUUUGUUCUUCUACAUCUACGGAAAGACGGAGGACGGCUUCGGGAUGAUCUUCGGCGUCAACUACCUGGGUCACUUCCUGUUGACGCUGCUGCUGUUGGACCGGCUGAAGGCCAGCGGGCCGAGCCGGGUGGUAAACGUCGCCUCCAAGGCCUACGAGUCGGGGAAAGUGGAUUUUAAUUGCCUGAUGACUCACAAAGAUUUGGGUUUGGGCAACAACAGCUUCCAGCUCCUUAUGAUGUACUGCCACAGCAAACUGUGCACCGUCCUGUUCACCUACGAGCUCGCUAAGAGGCUGCAGGGCUCCAACGUCACCUGUUACAGCCUCCAUCCUGCUUCUGAUACUGAAGCUGGAGCUCAGACCAGCCUCCACUGUGCCCUGGAGCCAGGCAUCGAACACCUCAGCGGGCACUACUUCACCAAGUGCUCCCCUGUGACCAACAUCCACCCCAAGGGCAGGGACGACGCCACCUCCAGGAAGCUGUGGGAACUCAGCGAGAGUUUCUGUGGUCUGUCCUAA